UGGAGGAAGGACACUCACACUGCAGACUUUUGGAGACUUUGCUCUACCGUGCAGGUAACAGACAACACCGUUCCGGUUCUCAUCAUGGCCAGCUGGUAUAUCCUCCAAAUCGCUCUCCUGCUGUCCUUCACCACAUCUCUUUCCUUAAGCUACGACUUGCUUCAACUCCAGCAACAACAACAACGCAGCAGUUUGGCCUGUCUGAAACUUCUGAGGCAGGUGAAAGGAAAGCCUGGAAAUUGCCACCAGGACAGGAUCGAUUUCAAGUUUCCAGAAGAGAUCUUGCAACCACAGCAGUUCCAGAAGGAGAAGGCUGCUCUUGUCAUCCAAGAGAUGCUUCAGAACGUCUUGGGUAUUUUCAGAAAAAACAUUUCCACCACUGUAUGGAAUGAGACCAUUGUGGAGAACCUCACUGAUGAACUCCAUCAGCAAAUGGAUCAUCUGAAGUCAACGAUCCUGCAGGAAAGACUGGAGGACAAAAACAUGACCAUGAGGGAUACCAUGACCACUCUGCGUUUGAAGAGCUAUUACUGGAGGAUCAGCAAGUACCUCAGAGCCAAGAAGAACAGCAUUUGUGCCUGGACAGUAGUCCAGGCAGAACUCAUCAGGAACUUUUCCAUCAUUAACAGACUUACAAAUUACUUCCGAGACUGA
This is a messenger RNA of Cavia porcellus (domestic guinea pig), 654 nucleotides long. Its product is annotated as interferon beta. Gene Ontology annotation, biological process: defense response. The record is from RefSeq and is a predicted model, not a curated record. Gene Ontology annotation, cellular component: extracellular region. Lineage: Eukaryota; Metazoa; Chordata; Mammalia; Rodentia; Caviidae. Bases 85 to 654 code for a protein of 189 amino acids. Gene Ontology annotation, molecular function: cytokine receptor binding. The transcript has a single exon.